CAUGAUCGAUCUGAGACCAGUACCGUUAUUGUUCGUAGUUCGGAACGUCCAAUCGCUUUCGACCCCGUUCCGCAUGAUCCCGAAGUUCCCGGCUCCGGGAUUCGUCGUGAAUUCCACGUGGCCGUUGAGGAGUCUACCAGUCCACACGAUAUGCAUCGAUCAUUUGCACCUGUACGAACCGGCAUGGAUUCACCGGCCGUAUUGCGUUGGCUUGAGUCAACCCAAGUUGCCGUGACUAUUCCGGGCUCGGAUAGCGAAUCUGCUGGUGGUGGAAGCUCAAACACAAACACCAUCCCGGACAGUGCGAGCGUGUCGACCGUAUCCAAUCAGUCCAGUCGAACACUUCAUGACCACGGUCCCGGAGUGUUGAGCAAAACUGAGGACAAAAUGGGCAAUGAAAAACUACAACCGGGUACAGUUCUUGUCCGGUUAAUGAACACCAAUCCCGGAGAGAAUUUGGGCAUUCAAAUUAAACCGGUAUUUACGGACCGGGCCGAACUGAUUGCUCAAGGUUUUCACGUACCUGACGGAGCCAGGGUAGUUCAUAUCACACUGAGUAACGGAACGAACGCUCGCUUGUUGUUAGCUGAAGAUAUGCUCAUGUACACGUGA
This is a messenger RNA of Echinostoma caproni, 612 nucleotides long. Lineage: Eukaryota; Metazoa; Platyhelminthes; Trematoda; Plagiorchiida; Echinostomatidae. The record is from the annotation of a GenBank genome assembly.